Messenger RNA from Cebus imitator (Panamanian white-faced capuchin), 1315 nucleotides. It is a transcript of the gene CMSS1, whose product is annotated as cms1 ribosomal small subunit homolog. The transcript is spliced from 10 exons. NCBI's taxonomy places the organism in Eukaryota, Metazoa, Chordata, Mammalia, Primates, Cebidae. Bases 262 to 1104 code for a protein of 280 amino acids. Gene Ontology annotation, cellular component: nucleus; 90S preribosome. The record is from RefSeq and is a predicted model, not a curated record.
CUUUGGGGAAAUUUAUUUUGCAUUUCCAAACUGCUUCUGCCUGUCGGCGCCUGUGUGGAAACUGUAACGAGUCUCGCAGAGGCUUCCGGAGAGGCGGGGCGGAGGCUUGACGUCAUCGCCGCGGGGCGGAGGCGACCGCGGGACCGGUCUAGGGGAGGCUCCGCGUGCAGAGACGCCAGCCGUCCGGCUUUGAAGAGAGCUUGAUUCUCCUCAGCCGGACGCCUUCCCCUGUGAUCCGCCCACGUCGAGUCCUGAGCUGAGAUGGCAGACGAUCUCGGAGACGAAUGGUGGGAGAACCAGCCGACUGGAGCAGGCAGCAGCCCAGAAGCAUCAGAUGGCGAAGGAGGAGGAAGAGACACGGAAGUGAUGCAGCAGGAGACAGUUCCAAUUCCUGCAUCUUCAAAGAAAACCAAACAGCCUAAAGAAUGUUUUUUGAUACAACCAAAGGAAAGAAAAGACAAUACCACCAAGACCAGGAAGAGGAGAAAGAAGAAAAUCACUGAUGUUCUUGCAAAAUCAGAACCAAAGCCAGGGGUACCUGAAGACCUACAGAAGCUGAUGAAGGACUAUUAUAGCAGCAGUCGCUCAGUGAUUGAAUUGGAAGAACUGAACCUACCAGACUCCUGUUUCCUCAAGGCCAAUGAUUUGACUCACAGUCUUUCCUCAUACCUAAAAGAAAUUUGUCCUAAGUGGGUAAAACUUAGGAGAAACCACACUGAAAAAAAAUCGGUCCUGAUGCUGAUCAUCUGCAGCUCGGCCAUCCGAGCCCUGGAACUCAUUAGGUCAAUGACAGCAUUCAGAGGAGACAGCAAAGUUAUAAAAUUAUUUGCAAAGCACAUAAAGGUCCAGGAGCAGGUAAAGUUGCUGGAGAAGCGUGUGGUACACCUGGGUGUAGGAACUCCAGGGAGAAUUAAAGAGCUUGUUAAACAAGGUGGUCUUAAUUUGAACCCCUUAAAAUUUCUGGUUUUUGACUGGAACUGGAGAGAUCAGAAGUUGAGGAGAAUGAUGGACAUUCCUGAGAUAAGAAAGGAGGUAUUCGAACUUCUGGAAAUGGGAGUGCUCAGUCUGUGCAAGUCAGAAUCUUUGAAACUGGGCCUUUUUUAAGUCUGGAUCCUAAUGAAGAUCCCAGCUUCCACAGUAGAAGUUGCAUCUUAUUUAAUGACUCUGAUACAUUGCGAGAACCCAGUAAAUAGCAGCAAAUAGUUUAAGUGUGUCAGCAGAUGGAUCACUGGAAUGAGGGGAUUUCUGAAACAGAAAUGAAUCUGUCCUUUUGACAACUCUCUUAUAUAAUAAAAUAUCACUGGCUUGUGUGUGA